Lactuca virosa is the source of this 1189-nucleotide messenger RNA. The record is from the annotation of a GenBank genome assembly. Lineage: Eukaryota; Viridiplantae; Streptophyta; Magnoliopsida; Asterales; Asteraceae.
AUGCUUGCAAAAGCUAUUGCAACCGAGGCUGGUGCAAAUUUCAUCAACAUAUCCAUGUCAAGCAUAACUUCCAAGUGGUUUGGCGAAGGAGAGAAGUAUGUGAAAGCAGUUUUCAGCCUUGCUAGUAAAAUCGCACCCAGUGUUGUUUUUGUUGAUGAGGUGGACAGCAUGCUGGGAAGACGUGAAAACCCAGGAGAGCAUGAAGCAAUGCGUAAAAUGAAAAACGAGUUUAUGGUGAAUUGGGAUGGCCUUCGUACAAAAGAUAGAGAACGGGUGCUUGUACUCGGUGCAACCAAUAGGCCUUUUGACCUCGAUGAAGCUGUCAUCAGGAGACUUCCUCGCAGGUUGAUGGUAAAUCUACCAGAUGCCACAAACAGGGAGAAAAUUUUAAGAGUCAUAUUGGCAAAAGAGGAGCUGGCACCUGAUAUGGAUCUUCAAGCAGUCGCUAAUAUGACAGAUGGCUACUCAGGAAGUGAUUUGAAGAAUCUUUGCGUGACAGCUGCCCACUGUCCAAUUAGAGAGAUAUUAGAGAAGGAAAAGAAGGAGAAAGCUUUGGCAUUGGCAGAAAAUAAGCCGGUACCUGCUUUACGGAGCAGUGCGGACGUUCGCUCACUAAAUUUGGAUGAUUUUAAGUAUGCACAUGACCAGGUAUGUGCGAGUGUGUCGUCUGAGUCAGCAAAUAUGAACGAGCUUCUGCAAUGGAAUGAGCUAUACGGCGAAGGUGGAUCCAGGAAGAAAAAGCUUCUCAGUUACUUCAUGUAGACAACACACGACACGAGUGUAUGAAUCAGCAACUAUCAAGUGUAUAGCAGUCCUCCCUUUGUUUACUUUUUUACAAAUUAGUUUGGGAUAAAAAAAAAAAAAAACAGACAGACAGACUUGUUGGUUUACUUUUCUAUCAUAAAAUGCCCACCCCACCCUCAUAUACAAAACGACCUGUAUCAACGGAAAUUCCUUUGCAGGUUUGUCACCCAAGAGAUUUUUUUUUCCUUGCGCUGAGUUGAGCCUUUCUCCUAUGUGUAUUAUAUAUAUUUAGUUGUUGCCUCCCUCCCUUGCUUUCAUUUCAAAUCCAUAUUUAUUUCAUUUGCCUUGCUAUUCUUAAAUUUUUUUAUGCCUUCUGUAUCUAUCUAUGUAGAGACUAAUAACUAAUUUGCUUGUUUUAUUUUUACAUUCACUGCCAUUCCAAUCU